Messenger RNA from Pogona vitticeps (central bearded dragon), 1634 nucleotides. It is a transcript of the gene MFF, whose product is annotated as mitochondrial fission factor. The record is from RefSeq and is a predicted model, not a curated record. Gene Ontology annotation, biological process: positive regulation of mitochondrial fission. NCBI's taxonomy places the organism in Eukaryota, Metazoa, Chordata, Lepidosauria, Squamata, Agamidae. Gene Ontology annotation, cellular component: mitochondrial outer membrane; peroxisome.
UUGUUGUCUUUUUCGGUUCCGGUGCUGGGAAGCGAAAGGGGUGCUGCGUUACUUUAAUGCCUUGCUGUUAACGGCCCGAGGAAGAAGGGCUCACUCCGAGGUGGGUGGUGCGGACGUCUCUGGGACCAAGGCAGCUGCCUCCCUUCUGGCCUCAGUUUGGAAAGUGCCUGUCAUGCUGUCUUACACACAAAAUUUCUGCUGUCUAGGGAGAGUGUUAUGUAAAAUAAACAGCCCUGCAGUGUACUAGUAUUAAAACAUCACAAGCAAACACCAAAAUGAGCAGGCGAACAAGCAGCGACAUUCCAUUAGGAAGGAUGAGUACAGCAACAUUCCCAUCUCCAGCUGCCGAAAUAGCUGAAAUGAAUCGAAUUCAGUAUGAAAUGGAAUAUACAGAAGGGAUCAGCCAGAGAAUGAGAGUUCCAGAAAAACUCAAGGUUGCUCCCCCAAAUGCUGACCUUGAGCAGGGUGCCCCUGAAGGAGGGCUUCCAAAUGCAAGUGUAACAAUGCAAGUGCCAGAACGUAUUGUUGUAGCAGGCAAUAGUGAAGACAUUCCACUUUCCAGGCCACCAGAUCUAGAUCUUCUCCAGUCGACUCCAUUCAAGCCUCUGUCACUAAAAACACCACCACGUGUUAUUUCACUCAGUGAACGCCCACUUGAUUUCUUGGACCUAGAGAGAGCCCCUGCUCAGACUCCUCAAAAUGAAGAGGUUCGUGCAGUAGGAAGGCUGAAAAGAGAACGUUCCAUGAGUGAAAACGCAAUGCGUCAAAAUGGUCAGUUGGUCAGAAAUGAUUCAAUUGUGACACCAUCACCUCAACAGGUUCGUGUCUGUCCUCCCCAAAUGUUCUCUGAAGAUGGAUCUAAUCUUUACUCUGCUCGGGGCAUUUUGUCGCUUAUCCAGUCUUCUACCCGUAGGGCUUACCAGCAAGUCUUGGAUGUGCUGGAUGAAAAUCGCAGGCCAGUGUUACGUGGUGGAUCAGCAGCUGCCACUUCCUCUAACCCUCAUCAUGACAAUGCCAGGUAUGCUCUAUCAAAUAUGGAUACAUCAUUUGAAGGAACUCCAGAAGAUAUGACAGUUGUGGAUGCUGCUUCUUUAAGACGACAGAUAAUCAAACUUAAUCGCCGUUUACAACUCUUGGAAGAAGAAAACAAAGAACGUGCUAAAAGAGAAAUGAUCAUGUAUUCAAUUACUGUAGCUUUCUGGCUACUAAAUAGUUGGCUGUGGUUUCGGCGCUAGAAGUGUGGGCAACACGUAAAAGAAUUUGAUACUGAGAAUUUACAAAGUCCUUCAUUUCUGUCUCUGAAUUGUAUGGUGAUUUAUGGCCCACGCACUGGAAACUUCUGCCACAGUAAACAGCUGUAAUUCAAGAUUACAGUGUGAAGGGAUGUUUGGAUGAUUGUAUUUAUUUCUUCAGAUUUGUUGUAACAUCCCGUUAUCUUCCUUUUGCAUGACUUGAUGUACAUUUGGAUUGAGUUAUUUUAAGAAUGAGAUUGUCUCCUGCAGGGUAUCCUAUAGACAGUUCUCUCUGGUGUAGGAAGAAAGCAAACUUGGAUCUUACACAUUUCUACAGACAAAAAGUAUGGGUUUCUCAUUCUUGUUUCAUUAUUAAAUGCAGCAUCUUUAUAGUUAACUUUA